ACUACAGAAGACCACGCAACAAUGUGCUUAGUGGAAAUCAUUUCGUGUCGUCGUCUUCAGCAACAUCACGAACCUCUUCCUGCUGCACUCGUGCGACUUCUGACAACUUUCACGCACUGUCGACUGCAGCGGUCACGAUGUCUCUCAAACCGAUAAUGAUUGUGCUGACCCAUUGAAUCGGACGUCCUGGUACUAGCUCAGUCUGCCCUCUCCGUUCCUUCGGCCUCCUUGAGUUGAGUUACCGCGGUCAAAAUACAAUGCACUCUCUGAAUAAAGGAACACGCGAAUUUCUUUCAAGCCAAACUCACAAUGGCACAAGAGAAUAAAGAACACAACUUCCAACAAUGCACCGAGUAGCGGCUGUCAAACGAAUUCUGAAGUGUGAGAGCAUCUCAUGGUAUCUACAUAAAUAUGAACACCCACCCUGUGUACGUUCUGCUCAUACCAAGCACCUCGACCCGCAGGAACCGGUCGAGCAACAUCAACGAACACAUCGCUUGAAAUCUCUUGACACACCUACAGCUCGGUAUCACAGUAUGACGACCCUACCACCGAAGAUCGAUUUUCUCAUGGGCGACGGACUGGUUCCGUGCCCACCAACCGACUGUCUGAUCUGCUUGAUCAGCGAGGCCAUCGAACCAACCAAGAUCUCAGUAUGCUCUCACACAGACGCCUACUGCGGCACAUGCAUCGUUCGCUGGCUGACAGACCACAGUAACUGUCCCUCGUGCAGAAAGAGGCUCUACGAACAUGACCACGACAUGGACCAGGAAAGCGUUUCCGAUGAGGAAAAUCACGAGUACUUAAGCCAACUGGACGACAUGGAAGACUUCUCACAUGGAGACCAGGUCAUGAGUGAAGAACAAACCGGCGAAGAAGCAAAUUUCGUCGACGAAGCAGCAAGACGCCACGAAGUCACUCCCAGAGAGUCCACCCUCGGCCUCCCAGUAAGUCUCCAACCCAACCACCACCACUACGUCCUCGACGAAGUCGAAAAUCCAGACUGGAUGAACCGCUUCCUCGUGCAGUAUGCUCGCUGGCGUAAUAGCCUUCCCGACGCAUCCUUCUCCCGCCCCGUCACCGAUGAUAUUUCCCGCCCCUGCCUAAUCGAACCCAACAUCCUCACAACCCAACUCCUCCAAACCGCAAACGCAACCCUCGCCCACAAAUCCGCCUACUUCACCACCAUCGAAGACGAGAAAUUCGUCUUCCAAACCCUCAUCACCACCACAUUCGAUUGUAUCCUCCUUCUCGAAGGCCAGAAUUUCGAAUCCCCUGACGCACUCUACUUCCAUUUCGCAGAGCUUCUCUGCAAAGAAUUGAGUAGCCGUUCGCCGGCUUUUGAGAUUUUCGUUACGGCUGAGGGUGAUUUGAUUGAGACUUUGCCGGAACAAAUGAGUUUUACGCAGGAGUAUGUUUGGCAUGUGAUUAAGGAGGUUGUUGGUGAGGCGGAGAGGAUUAAGGAGUUCAUGGAUACUGUGCAUUGGGAAUAG
Messenger RNA from Cercospora beticola, 1493 nucleotides. RefSeq lists its product as uncharacterized. The record is from RefSeq and is a predicted model, not a curated record. NCBI's taxonomy places the organism in Eukaryota, Fungi, Ascomycota, Dothideomycetes, Mycosphaerellales, Mycosphaerellaceae.